This is a messenger RNA of Candidula unifasciata, 343 nucleotides long. The record is from the annotation of a GenBank genome assembly. Lineage: Eukaryota; Metazoa; Mollusca; Gastropoda; Stylommatophora; Geomitridae.
GUUCUUGAAGACUCCUAAUUUCUACACUGUUGAGGUCGGGUCUGUAGCUGUAUUGGAGUGCGCAAUUGAGGAUUUAGAAAACCGACGUGUUAUAUGGAGAAAAGCGUCAGAUCCAAACCCGUUGACGGUGGGCCGUGAGUCCUUCUACAAUAACGACAGGUAUCUGGUUGAACACGAGCCAGGAGAGGAUACAUGGAACCUCAUUAUACAGCAGGUGCGGCUGUCUGAUGCGGGCGUUUACGAGUGCCAAGUCAGCUCCCGGCUUCGACAUUUGAGGCAGCACGUGCUGUUGACAGUCAAAGGUAUUGAUUGGGUUGAUAUGUUACUUUCGAGUUUACUUUAG